GCAAACCUUUUAAAACAAGAAUUUCGGCAUAUCCCCAUCUUUCCGAGUUCCGACCCCGGAAUUCACAAGUUGAGAAAACUAUUUAAUCAUCAACUUUCAAAAGCACACCUUAAACCCUAAACCUUAAUUUCUCCUUCACAAACAAAACUCAAUCAAUUCACUCCAAAAUUCACGCAGAAUCCAUAAAAAUGGAGUCGGUUUUACGAUUCGAUUGCAAUCUGGGAGCCCUAGAUUCUCUCACAUCCGAUUCAAUUGACGAGAUUCUGGAAAGCUGGAACUGUUUCUGCUCUAUCACUGACGCACUUUUAAGCGACAAUGUUGAAAUUUCUGUUGAAGAUGAGUUCAUUUCGUAUGUGCAUUCUCUCUGUAACCAUAAUCUUCAUUCUCUCGUCCAAGACCACUUCUUUCAAUCUCUUGAGGUAGCUUUUGAGACAAGUGGUGCUUCAGGAUUCUGGCGGCAUUUUGAUGCUUACUUUGAUGGUUCAGUGUUGAUGAAUGAAGAGAGUGGAUUAGAGGAAGUGCUGUACAAAGCUUUGAAAGAAAUAACAUUGGUAAAGCAACGCCAGGAGAGAUCUUUGUUAAUGCUUAUUCAUAGUUUGCAAUCCCACAGGGAUAGUAUAUUGGCCAACAAAGAUAAUUCAGAUACAGCAAGAGUCUAUCUUCUUUCUAAAUACCAGCUAAUGGUGUCUUCAGUACUCAUGGCGUCUCUUCCACGUCAGUUUCCUGCAAUCUUGCACCAGUAUUUUAAGAGAAGACUGGAAGAGCUAAGUACUGUUAUGGAUGGAGGCUGUGAGGAAGAACUUCACGACAAAGAGAUGGAUGUGGAUGGGAAACGCAACUCGAUCUCUGAGGUUGGUGAGAUGGAUAUUGACGAACACUAUAAUCGGAAGAAACUAUCAGAGAACAGUUUAUUAGUCAAGAACAUUGGAAAGGUGGUUCAAGACUUGAGAAGCCUUGGAUUUACUUCAAUGACUGAGGAUGCAUAUGCUUCUGCUAUCUUUAUGCUAUUGAAGGACAAAGUUCAAGAUUUGGCUGGUGAUGAUUAUAGGAAUUCUGUACUGGACUCUGUCAAAGUGUGGAUUGAGGCCGUACCAUUCCAGUUCUUGCAUGCACUCCUUACUUAUCUUGGUGAUUCUGUCUGUCCUAAUAGCCCAUCUUCCGGUCUCAAGUCACCUUUGGCUUCACAUCCAUCUUCGUUCUACCCUGGUGUGGACACUCCAUCGGAAGGUCUCAUUAGAUGGAAAUUGCGGCUAGAGUAUUUUGCUUAUGAAACAUUGCAAGAUUUAAGGAUAGCCAAACUCUUUGAUAUAAUAGUCGAUUACCCAGACAGCUCACCAGCCAUUGAAGACUUGAAACAGUGUCUUGAUUACACUGGGCAACAUUCAAAAUUAGUUGAUUCUUUCAUCUCUGCCCUAAAAUAUCGCUUGCUUACAGCGGGUGCAUCAACUAAUGAUAUACUGCACCAAUAUGUUUCAACUAUCAAAGCACUUAGGACAAUAGACCCAGCUGGGAUAUUUCUUGAAGCUGUUGGCGAGCCUAUACGAGAAUAUCUAAGAGGAAGGAAAGACACCAUAAAAUGCAUUGUAACCAUGAUGACUGACGGAAGUAGUGGAAAUGCAUCUGGCUCGGCUGGAGAUAGUCUCCUUGAAGAACUAAAUAGAGACGAGGAAAAUCAAGAGAAUAUUGAUCUUGAUGAUGACUUUAAUGUUGAUGACAAGCAAGCAUGGCUUAGUGCUCAACGCUGGGAACCCGAUCCUGUGGAGGCUGACCCUUUAAAAGGAAGUAGGAACAGAAGGAAGGUUGACGUACUUGGGAUGAUUGUUGGGAUAAUUGGCUCAAAGGAUCAGCUAGUUAAUGAAUAUCGUGUUAUGCUGGCUGAAAAGCUUCUGAACAAAUCUGACUAUGAUAUUGACUCAGAGAUAAGGACUCUCGAACUCCUAAAGAUACAUUUUGGGGACAGUAGCAUGCAGAAGUGUGAGAUAAUGCUUAAUGAUCUGAUUGAUUCCAAGAGAACUAAUACCAAUAUAAAAAAGGCAGCUUUACCAAAGCCAUCUCAUGCAGGAGGUGAAAUGGGGAAAGCUGAAUUUUCUCUAGAUGCUCUUGAUGCUACAAUAAUAUCUUCAAAUUUCUGGCCUCCAAUCCAGGAUGAGCCUGUAAAUUUACCUCGGUCAGUGGAUGACCUUUUAUCAGAUUAUGCAAAAAGGUUUCAUGAAAUCAAAACACCUCGCAAGCUUUUAUGGAAGAAGAACCUUGGUGUUGUAAAGCUGGAAUUACAAUUUGAAGAUAAAGUUAUCCAGUUUUCUGUCUCUCCACUUCUUGCAGCAAUUAUUAUGCAAUUUCAGGACCAAACCCGUUGGACAUCGAAGGAUCUAGCAACUGCUAUUGGGGUUCCUAUUGACGUAGUCAACCGAAGGAUUAAUUUUUGGGUCAGCAAGGGAGUUCUUGCAGAAUCGGUGGGGGAAGAUUCCAAUGAUCACAUAUUUUCACUUUUGGAAGGGGCUGAUUCUAACAGAGCCGGUUUUCAUGGGGGUAGUAACGAUGAACUACUCAUGGGUGAUGAAGAUGGGGACAGAUCAGUAGCCACUGUCGAGGAUCAAUUACACAAAGAAAUGACAGUUUAUGAGGUAAGUUAUAUGAAAUAAAUCUAUUAUGUAGCA
Molecule: messenger RNA, 2657 nt
Organism: Beta vulgaris subsp. vulgaris (sugar beet)
Lineage: Eukaryota; Viridiplantae; Streptophyta; Magnoliopsida; Caryophyllales; Amaranthaceae
Product: anaphase-promoting complex subunit 2
Exons: 14
Coding region: 189-2642 (817 amino acids)
Biological process (GO): ubiquitin-dependent protein catabolic process
Cellular component (GO): anaphase-promoting complex
Molecular function (GO): ubiquitin protein ligase binding
Source: RefSeq, a predicted model, not a curated record